CGACGAGAAACAAUCACUCCCUGCACCAGUUUGCUUUUUAACUCUUUUUCUUUGCAUUUUUCGCUUUUGUCUGUGAUUUUCUGUUCUGGGAGGAUUCAGUUUAUUCCGUGGUUUUUGAGAGAUAUUCAUACUUUGGUGGUUUGCUGAGCCUGGGCUUUCCCCGCGUUAACCAUGGCCGAAGAAUUUGACCUUUACGAGGUCCUAAGCAUCACCCGCGACGCAAACAAGGAAGACAUCCGGAAGGCUUAUCGCAAGUCCGCUCUCGCCAGUCACCCUGACAAAGUCCCCGAAGCCGAGCGUGAAGAAGCAGAAAUCAAGUUCAAAGCUGUUCAAGAAGCCUACGACAUCCUUUACGAUGACGACAAGCGACACCUCUACGAUACCCACGGCAUGUCCGCGUUCAAUGGAUCCGGUGAACCUGGGAUGGGAGCCGGUCCUGACUUGGACGAUAUCCUUGAGCAGAUGUUCGGUAUGGGGGGUAUGGGCGGAAUGGGUGGUAUGCCCGGGAUGGGAGGCAUGGGAGGAAUGCCAGGAGGACAGCGCCAAAAGCCGAGACGGACACCGAAUGAGGAGCAGACGUAUGAAGUGAACCUAGAGGACUUGUAUAAGGGCAAGACGGUGCGAUUUGCGAGCACGAAGAAUGUCCUUUGCAGUUUAUGUCAUGGCAAGGGUGGGAAAGAGAGGGCGACAGCGAAGAAGUGCGGCACAUGCGAUGGACAGGGUUUCAGAGAGGUUUUGCAGCAGAUGGGGGGGUUCCUUACGCAGUCAUCCGUGCCUUGUACCACUUGCAGUGGAGUGGGCAGCUACUUCAGCCCCAAGGACAAGUGCAAGAAGUGUAAGGGGAAGAAGACAACAGAGGAGAAGAAGAUGCUGGAGAUCUGGAUCCCUCGUGGUGCUAGAGCGGGAGACAAAAUCAUCUUGGAAGGCGAAGCCGACCAGAAGCCAGAUCAAGAACCUGGUGACAUCAUCUUCCAUAUCGUCGAAUCCGAACACCCGACCUUCCAACGUGCUGGCGCUGAUCUGACCACCACUAUCGACGUGACCUUGGCUGAGGCACUCACGGGCUUCUCUCGCGUGGUGGUCAAGCACCUCGAUGGUCGCGGCAUUGAGAUCAGUCACCCCAAAACCCCGGGUAAUGUUCUUUCGCCCGGUCAGGUCCUCAAGGUCCCUGGAGAGGGUAUGCCGAUCAAGCGCAGCGACUCCCGCGGAGAUCUGUACCUGGUGGUGAAUGUUCAGUUCCCAGACGACAAGUGGAGCCCCAGUCCGGCUGUGCUGGAGAAGCUCCGAGAAAUGCUUCCCAAGCCGGGGCCGCGCAUCGAGGCCAACCCGGUGGAUGAUGUCGACUAUGACGCCAAGGGGAACAUGGAACAAUUCGGUAGCAACGAUCCCCAAGGGGGUUCUGCUUGGGAAGAUGACGAAGAUGACGAGCCUACGACAGCGCAAUGCGCAACGCAGUGAUUGCAUUGACAUGGCAUUUCGAAAAACUUUUCGCUCCUCUUUGGCAUUACCGGCGUUUUUGUCCUUUCUUCUGUUUUCUGUUUCAGGGUUUUAAUGACACUUAUGCCAGUAUAUGCGUUAUUGGAUGAGAGAAAAAAAAAAGGGGGAUUGUUUUAUGUCUUCAGGAUUAGAAUUAUAUGGGAAGUCAGAUAGAGAACAGUGGACACCAGUAUAUG
Aspergillus ruber CBS 135680 is the source of this 1673-nucleotide messenger RNA. RefSeq names its product putative DnaJ domain protein (Mas5). Gene Ontology annotation, molecular function: Hsp70 protein binding. Lineage: Eukaryota; Fungi; Ascomycota; Eurotiomycetes; Eurotiales; Aspergillaceae. The transcript has 6 exons. Bases 172 to 1458 code for a protein of 428 amino acids. Gene Ontology annotation, biological process: protein refolding. Gene Ontology annotation, cellular component: cytoplasm. The record is from RefSeq and is a predicted model, not a curated record.